AUGGCCAUUGGUAUUAGUGUACACGAGCGAGAUCCCUUCAAAUUCAUAAGUUAUCCCGAUUCUCCAACAAUGCCAUCUACAAAUUUACCUGAUAACAUUGAUGAUCUCGAUGGCAACGACAGCAACGGCAAUAACAACGAUAGCAACAACAAUGGCAGCGACGAUAGCGACAACAACGGCAAUAACAACGAUAGCGACAACAACGGCAAUAACAACGAUAGCGACAACAACGGCAAUAACAACGAUAGCAACAACAACGGCAAUAACAACGAUAGCAACAACAACGGCAGCGACGAUAGCAGUGAUGAUAGCAACAGCAGCAUCUAUGAAAAUAAUAAUAGCAACAACAGUAACAAGGACAGGUCUAAAAAACGGAAGCUUAAUGACACGGUUAUACCAUUCUGCAAGGAUCGCCUGCUGAGCCUCAUGAAAGAAAUUGCCACCGAUGAAAACCCUUUGAACAACAAUUGUUAUUUCAAACAAUUCCUAACUGCAGAAGAUCAAUACCAACUAAUGUCCAGAGUGUUCCCGCGUCUUAAAAAUCAUUGUAGCGUAAAUCAACUUCAAUAUUGGAUUGGGCAGGCAAAGAUCUGGGGAAAAUCAGAACGUUCACGAAAAAAUCAGCGAAAAUCUGGACGAUACUUAUGGGUGGUUGAUGAACAGCUAUGGGCGUUUGUGACGGACACUUCCGACUCGGUCAAGGCAUACUGGAAAUAUUUAAAACAUGAUACCAAAUACAUAACAAUUGGAUACGCACGUAAAUCGCCAACUGAUGAAACAAAAGAAUCACGAAUGCGUUUAUUACAGUUAAUGGUGAACAAACUUUACUCCCGCGGAAAGUGUGAAGAAGUAUUCGUGAGCCCAAUUUGCAAAGCAGAUCAACCAAUAUUAGAAAGAGACUCGCCAAAGCAGGAUGAUUUACUGCUGCAUUUAAAAGGAUCCCAUGGCGAUAUCUCUGAUUUAGUUGCACGCGUCCAUUUCAGCCAAAAACCUUUCCGACUUGUCAUCAUUGACUAUGCCGGGCUUUCAACGUCUCCAGAUGAUAUUAGGACUUUUUUAAAACAAUGCAGCAAUAUCAAGGAAAUUGUUGUAGACCAUGGCUCUUCGUUUGAGAUCUUAUCACGUUUUGAUCUUUUGAAAAAUAAUAAUCUGGAAAAAUUUAAAUGUCGACGUGCGAACGUUCAACGAUCAAGGUAA
Molecule: messenger RNA, 1197 nt
Organism: Mucor velutinosus
Lineage: Eukaryota; Fungi; Mucoromycota; Mucoromycetes; Mucorales; Mucoraceae
Exons: 4
Coding region: 1-1197 (398 amino acids)
Source: RefSeq, a predicted model, not a curated record